Molecule: messenger RNA, 1492 nt
Organism: Zea mays
Lineage: Eukaryota; Viridiplantae; Streptophyta; Magnoliopsida; Poales; Poaceae
Biological process (GO): deadenylation-independent decapping of nuclear-transcribed mRNA; positive regulation of catalytic activity; deadenylation-dependent decapping of nuclear-transcribed mRNA
Cellular component (GO): P-body
Molecular function (GO): enzyme activator activity; mRNA binding
Source: RefSeq, marked provisional
GACCCACUCUCAGAUCCACCCCAACUCGCGGAGACCGAGCCCAGUCCAGCGAUGCCGCCGCCGCCGCAGGCGAACGGGGGGAAGGUGACCCCGAACCUGGCGAUGGACGCCGAGGCCACGCGCAUGCUCAACCUCACAGUCCUCCAGCGCCUCGACCCCGCCGUCGAGGACAUCCUCAUCACCGCCGCGCACGUCACUCUCUACGACUUCAACAUCGACCUCAACCAGUGGAGCCGCAAGGACGUGGAAGGGUCGCUGUUCGUCGUCAAGAGGAACUCCCAGCCGAGGUUCCAAUUCAUUGUCAUGAACAGGCGCAACACUGAUAAUUUGGUGGAGGAUUUAUUAAGCGAUUUUGAAUAUGAACUUCAGCCACCAUAUUUGCUGUACCGAAAUGCUUCCCAAGAAGUAAAUGGUAUUUGGUUUUAUAACCAACAUGAUUGUGAAGCUGUCGCAAGCCUUUUUGGAAGAAUAUUGAAUGCUUAUGCAAAGGUGCCUCCAAAACCAAAAGUGCCUACCACAAAAAGUGAGUUUGAAGAACUGGAGGCUGUUCCAACAUCUGCUGCUAUAGAUGGCCCCCUGGAACCUCCGCUGUCAUCCACAGCUGUAGUUUCUAAUGCACCUGAUGAAUCGCUGGUGAAUUACUUCAACGGUGCUGCUAGCAUUGGGAGCGUACCAAGUGCACAAAUGGCUGGCAGAGCACAUCCAUCGAAUGAUACGGUCACACCUUCCCAUGUGCCACUGAUUGUUCCAUCUGCUACUCCAACACAUCAAAUGUCUCAUCCUUUAGGGGGUUCAUCUGCUCCACCACUUCCUCUCCAUGACACAAAUCCGCAUGCCAGUCAGUCUGCAAAUCUUCUAACACCAGCUUUCUUUGCACCACCACCACCCUCUUCAACAUCUGUGACACCACCUGCUUCAUCCAUGAUGCCUACAGCACCACCUCUUCAUCCGACUUCAACAGCUGCUCAACAUCCUUCAUAUGGCACUCCCUUACUCCAACCUUUUCCCGCACCGUCUCCACCUCCUUCCCUGACCCCUGCACACAACGAUGGACUUGUUAUUUCAAGGGAUAAAGUUAAGGACACCCUCCAGAGACUUGUUCAGAAUGACGAGUUCAUCGAUUUGAUAUAUCGUGAGUUACAAAGUGUGCACAUGUAGACUGCUGCUCACUAGUCUGUACGGAGUUUGUCUAAACCACCGAUAGUCUUAUGGAGCUGCUCGUCGCGACAAAGAUCGCCUCCCUGUUUUUCUUCUUGUGAGUUUUGUAUGAUUUAUUUCUUAUAAACCUGUGCAUAGUUUGUUUUAAUGUAGAGUGCUUAUAGCAGUGCUUGGUAAGCAUUUAUCCUGCUGGUUUCCAAAUAACUGGAUUGUCGUAUAGUAUUUAUAUGUAACUGAGCACCAAGAAUGUUAGAUUCCCGCGAUGCCCAUUCUGGGGCAUCUCGGUUUUGUAAAACAGGACUUGUGCAGGAUUUAAAUGCCAUAUUUUUCGUGU